Acytostelium subglobosum LB1 is the source of this 345-nucleotide messenger RNA. RefSeq lists its product as hypothetical. The transcript is spliced from 2 exons. The coding region runs from base 1 to 345 and encodes 114 amino acids. Gene Ontology annotation, molecular function: guanyl-nucleotide exchange factor activity. The record is from RefSeq and is a predicted model, not a curated record. NCBI's taxonomy places the organism in Eukaryota, Evosea, Eumycetozoa, Acytosteliales, Acytosteliaceae.
AUGGGACUGGCCGAGGUCAUGCACACAAUGGCCAACUACUUCCGUUGUUACAUACCCUACGUUGACAAUCACAAACAUGCCGUCGCUGCAUUACAAAAAAUAUACCAGGAACAGCCAAAGGUUAGGAAGGAGAUUGAAAGGUUGUCGGCAUGUCCAGAGGUGCAGGGAAUCAACUUGGAAGGCUAUAUGGUGUUGCCAGUUGCACGAAUCAAUAGAUAUCAUUUGUUGAUGACUGAUCUGUUGAGAGCCCAACUCAAUCCACGUGAGCACGAGAUGGUUACCAAGUCAAUCGGCAUGCUGGAUACACUAUGUACUCGAUUUAACUUUGACAGUUUCUGUUUGUAA